AUGAACUCAGAACCAAACUUUACCACGGCUUCCAACCUGACGCCCCCCUCUCCUGAUGGGGGAGGCGGCUGCCCCCCGGUGGGUAUCCAGCUGGAGGGGCUCAUCAUGCCCCCGGUCCUCAUCGUGGACGUCAUCCUGGGGCUGCUGGGGAACAUGGUGGCCCUGUGGAUCUUCUGCUUCAGGCUGAAGGCCUGGAACCCCAACGCCCUGUUCCUCUUCAACCUGGUCAUAGCUGACUUCCUGGCUCUGGUGAGCCUGCCACUGAGGAUCGACGCCUUGCUCAGGGGUCACUGGGUGUUUGGAGACGGCAUGUGCCGGAUCAACCUCUUCCUGAUGUUCUCCAACCGUUCGGCCAGCAUUGCACUCAUGACAGUGGUGGCGAUUUACCGUUAUGUGAAGGUGGUCCACCCUCACAAUCGCUUCAGCCAGAUGACCAAGCGUCAGGCGGCGGUGGUCUCAGUGCUCGUCUGGCUGCUGGUGAUCAGUCCCCGGCUUCCCAUGCUGGCCUACAGCCACAUCAAAGGUAAAGAGGACAGGACCCAGUGCUUCUUCUUCACUUCCUACAAAGAGGCAUCCCGUGCCAUCAUCGUCCUGGUGGGCAUGCACCGCAUCCUGACUGUGCUGGAGUUCAUCCUCCCCAUGGCCAUGCUGUUGUUCUGCUCUGUCCGGAUCUCCUGCUUCCUGAAGCAGAGGCAGAUGGGCAAACCUGAAAAGGUGCGCAAGGCCAUGCGAAUGUGCGCUGCCAUCGUGGCCGUGUUCUUGGUGUGUUUCCUGCCCACCACGGUGACCACCAUCGGUGUCUGGGUCAUCAAGUCGUUCCGCCCAUGGGACUGCGCCGCCUUCUACACCUUCACCCAACUCACCAUUGUGUCUUUGGGUCUGAACUUCCUGAACUCGGCUCUGGACCCGGUGGUCUACGUCUUCUCCAGUUCCAUGUUCAGAAAGGCCCUGUUGGGAGCGAUGCCCCGUGCCCUGCGCUGCAGGCGGGACAAAGACGAGAAGACGGCCUCUUCCUCAGGAAGUCAGUCCACCACCCAGCAGGAACUGAGGUCCAUCGGCGGCAGCGAGGCCAUUUAA
This is a messenger RNA of Nematolebias whitei (Rio pearlfish), 1077 nucleotides long. RefSeq names its product hydroxycarboxylic acid receptor 2-like. Gene Ontology annotation, cellular component: membrane. Gene Ontology annotation, biological process: G protein-coupled receptor signaling pathway. The record is from RefSeq and is a predicted model, not a curated record. Lineage: Eukaryota; Metazoa; Chordata; Actinopteri; Cyprinodontiformes; Rivulidae. The transcript has 2 exons. The coding region runs from base 1 to 1077 and encodes 358 amino acids. Gene Ontology annotation, molecular function: G protein-coupled receptor activity.